AAAACAACAAGGGUUGUGGGAAUCUUACUCCUCCUCGAAAAGUACAAUUUUUCCAAAAAUUCACACCAAACCUCACCCCUCUCCACAUUUUUCCUCCCCUUUGGAUUUUCCUUUUCUCGCCCAAUUCUCUCCUAUUAAACCCUAAAAAAUUCUACUACUAUUCCCUCAAUCAAUGGAACUUCCAAUUCUCUUUUCCUCAAUUCCUAAUCUCCUUUCCUUCUUCAUCUUUUUCUUCGUCAUUUACAUAAUUGCCUACUUCCUAAUUUUCCCUUCAUGGAAACCAAACCUUCGCCCCGAAGCUUCUAGUUGUAUAAUCUCCUUUUUCCAUGGCACUCCCGCUGUAGUUUUCGCCAUUACUUCUUUACUCUCCGACCCACAUCGUAAUUUUCACUCUCCCAAUACCCAUUUUCAGAACAUGGUUCUUGAUUACAGUAUUGCGUAUUUCUUGAUGGAUUUAGCACAUUACCUGGUUUUUUACCCAAGUGAUGUUCUCUUUAUCGGACACCAUGUUGCGACGCUUUUUGUAUUCGUUACGUGUAGGUAUGUGGUGUAUCAUGGGGCGUAUGCCAUUCUUGUGCUGUUGAUACUUGCGGAGGUUACUAGCUUCGUGCAGAAUACGUGGACACUUGCAAAUGCGAGGAAAGGGGAUGUGGAGUUUGCUGCAAAGGUGUAUGCUGUGCUUUCGCCUCCGUUUUAUGGGUUUUAUUCAUUGGUGAGAGGUAUUGCUGGGCCGUAUUUUGUAUACAGGAUGCUUUCGUAUUAUGUUAGUGGUGCUGCUGAUAGUGUUAUUCCUAGAUGGGUUUGGAUUUCUUGGGUGUUUGUUGUUGUUACUGCUAUUACUGUUAGUAUUAUGUGGGUUUCCAAUCUUUGGGUUCAACUGUAUAGAGAUAUGAAAAGGAAAUUUGACAAGAAAGUUAGGUGAGUUAAACUAUUGUGGUUUAACAAUCACUUAUAUGGCUUUAUUGAAUGAGAUAUUGGGGGAAAAAAAAAACAAAUCCUUCAUUGUCUA
Capsicum annuum is the source of this 1009-nucleotide messenger RNA. Its product is annotated as TLC domain-containing protein At5g14285. Lineage: Eukaryota; Viridiplantae; Streptophyta; Magnoliopsida; Solanales; Solanaceae. The record is from RefSeq and is a predicted model, not a curated record. The transcript has a single exon. The coding region runs from base 173 to 922 and encodes 249 amino acids. Gene Ontology annotation, cellular component: membrane.